UACAGCCAUAAGCGUAACCACCUGACGUCAUCGAGGGGGUCGAAGACUCGAAGGGUCUUUGCAUAGCAAUAAACAUUGUAACCUCCUGCUGAAGUUUCCUCUCCCAAGAGAAAUUUGAGUCCUGAACUCUUCGUCGCAAAUCUCAAAUAUUAGUCUCUAGAAAUGGCUGACGCAGAAACAAUUCAAGGUGUGGGAGAUUUGGAGAUUCACGAUGACGAUGAAAAUGAUAACAAAUACAAAGCUCCUCCGCAGAAAACGAUAGAUGAACUUAUUAAAGCAGAUGCUGAAGAUGACAGCUUGCGCAAGUACAAAGAAACCCUCCUUGGCAGGGCCAAGGAAGAAACAAUUGUCGUUGAUCCGAGUGAUGACAGGAAAGUGAUAGUUAAGUCUCUAGCUCUCAUUGUGGCUGAUCGGUCAGAAAUGGUGCUUGACCUAACCUCAGAUUUGAACGAACUGAAGAAACAGGUGUUUGUGAUCAAAGAAGGUGUCUCAUAUCGUAUUCGGAUAGAUUUCAUUGUUCAGCGUGAGAUUGUUCAUGGGUUAAAAUAUGUACAGAAAACAUACAGGCUUGGCGUUCCAGUGGACAAGAUGACACACAUGGUUGGAUCUUACCCACCAAAAAGUGAGGUGCAGAGCUACACAACACCAGCCGAGGAUGCCCCAGCAGGUUUGAUGGCUCGUGGUAGCUACGCUGUUCAAUCUGUGUUCACGGACGAUGACAAGAACAUUCAUCUCAAAUGGGAAUGGGCCUUUGACAUCAAGAAGGAUUGGAAAGAUUGAGUCGAACAUGACAAAAACUAAAAGGAUGGAUUGUCUCUGGAAUGUCGCUCAUCCAAAUCGUAUUCAUCGGAUGUAUUAAACUUGUGUCACCAUUUUUCUACUUUUUAGUUGCUAAGAAAUUUUCAAUACUUCUAGGUGUAAGUAUUUAUUGGGUGAACAGUUGAAAGACGAAAUCAAGAAAAGUAUCAAAGUGACAUCAAAGUAACAUACUACAGGGAAGAAAUGCUCGUGGAUUCAAUGUCAGCGAUCAUGAGAUUCGCUCUUCUUCCAACAAUCUUUAAUACUGUAUUUUUCUACUUUGUUUUUUAUAGUUGUAAUUUGUAAGAUGUGAUUUUUAUGAAAUUGAUGCGAAAAGCAUCCUGCUUAUAGCUUAAUGCCAAAUCAUUAAUAUUUUUAAAG
Molecule: messenger RNA, 1179 nt
Organism: Bemisia tabaci
Lineage: Eukaryota; Metazoa; Arthropoda; Insecta; Hemiptera; Aleyrodidae
Gene: RhoGDI
Product: rho GDP-dissociation inhibitor
Biological process (GO): Rho protein signal transduction
Cellular component (GO): cytoplasm; cytosol; membrane
Molecular function (GO): protein binding; Rho GDP-dissociation inhibitor activity
Source: RefSeq, a predicted model, not a curated record